Pollicipes pollicipes is the source of this 678-nucleotide messenger RNA. Its product is annotated as ras-specific guanine nucleotide-releasing factor 1. Gene Ontology annotation, molecular function: guanyl-nucleotide exchange factor activity. Gene Ontology annotation, cellular component: plasma membrane. NCBI's taxonomy places the organism in Eukaryota, Metazoa, Arthropoda, Thecostraca, Pollicipedomorpha, Pollicipedidae. Gene Ontology annotation, biological process: Ras protein signal transduction. The record is from RefSeq and is a predicted model, not a curated record. The coding region runs from base 1 to 678 and encodes 225 amino acids. The transcript is spliced from 6 exons.
AUGGUGGGACCUUCCAGUACCCGCCCCGACAGCCCGCAAAGCAUCCCAAGGGCCGGCGUCGUAGUCACCUCGUCCCGUCAGAGCCAGCGGCGGAGCAGCAGCAGCUCCGCCGCCUCGGCCUUCGCCAUCGCGACGGCCGGCUCCUCCAAUCCGCGCGACCACCCGGCGCCCAGUCAGCAGCCGUGGACGGCGGCCGAGCGGCGCCAGAGCUGCAAGCGCCAGGAGAGCAUUGUCUCCACGGCGGCCACCAUGCGCGUGCUCAACGUGCUCCGACACUGGGGCUCCAAGCACUUCCAGGACUUUGAGAGCGACAACCAGCUGAAGAACCUGACGAUCGAGUUCCUGGAGGACGUGAUGAGCUCGCGGACGAUACUGCCGACCGAACACAAGGCGGCCAGCCAGCUGUACCACAUGAUCACGAGGGAGGAGCCGGCCAGAAACCGCGUCACCUUGGACAGCCUGCUGGCGCCGCCGCUGACGCCCAGCAUGGAAAGCAUAGACACCUUGUCUGCUCUGGACAUUGCGGAGCAGAUGACGUACCUGGACCACCAGAUCUUCAUGGCUAUCAGGAGCGAGGAGUUCCUCUGCCAGAACUGGAUGAAACCAGAGAAGAUGCAGAAGGCUCCACACAUCGUCAUGAUCACCAGACGCUUCAAUGAGGUACACGUGAGGGAGUGA